AUGGAUUCUGGUUCAGUAAUAGUAGCUGAGAAUGGUCAGAUUCCGUCUUCAUCAGAUUUGAUGAAACAGAAACAAGAUGUUGUGACGUGUGUGCCAUUGAAAACGCAACCCAAACGGUCAUUCACAGAUCCAGUUAAAUUUCAUUAUCUUCAUCAGUAUGCGGAUUAUCUUUCAAAGUGGAAGUCCCGUCAUGAUGCAGAUUCUCGAUCCCUUCAUCAUGAAUACGGCAUGGAUGAUAGCUUAGCAGAUUAUGGCGAUGGUAAUCGAGAAGUCGGGUUUGCUCAGGAAUUGAUGACAAAAAGUUGCAAAUUGGAGCCGAUGGACAGAAGGAAGCGAGAAAGUUUGCAUAUCGGAAAAGGAGAUAGUACUGUUGUGGCUCAAGGCACUAGUAGUGGUCACUACUUGGAAAAUGCGGCAAGAAUUCCAGCACUUAUUCUCAAUAGCUGCAAUGAUGCCUCAGCGGUGGAAGCUGAAAAGAGAAUUUCACAAGUCGCGACAGAAUCGACUAUGGAGAACUUGGAAACUCCGAUUUCAGAAUCAUUAUAUGCCAAAAUAAUACCAAAAUCGAGGCGGUAUCCGUUAUUGGAAGUUGAAAAUGAUCAUAACGAUAAUGAUAACAAUACUGACAUGAGCAAUGAUUUCGAGAAACUUCAUAAUGACAGCAGCAACGGUAACGUUAAUGAGAGAGAUAACCUAAAUACUGGUGAUGUUAUGAUUUUGUCACAGCCACCGUCUGCUGAUGCAGGAUGCUACUCAUUCACUACUGAUGAGUUUCACGAGGCGGGAUUGUCGAAUCCAUCGAGGAAUCUGGAGGAACUUUUCAAAGAGUCUGCAGUCAUCAUGGAUGGAGAGCACGAUGAGAAGACGCUGAAAGAUAGUGGUAUCUGCACUACUCCAAUUAGCAGCCGAUAUCGCCCUAAUCCGGAUUAUCCA
This is a messenger RNA of Anisakis simplex (herring worm), 933 nucleotides long. Lineage: Eukaryota; Metazoa; Nematoda; Chromadorea; Rhabditida; Anisakidae. The record is from the annotation of a GenBank genome assembly.